Molecule: messenger RNA, 1143 nt
Organism: Recurvomyces mirabilis
Lineage: Eukaryota; Fungi; Ascomycota; Dothideomycetes; Mycosphaerellales; Teratosphaeriaceae
Exons: 1
Coding region: 1-1143 (380 amino acids)
Source: RefSeq, a predicted model, not a curated record
AUGGGUAAGCGCAAGGCUUCAAGCAGUGGAGAUGACUUGCCCAAGACGACGACAGCCUCUGGUAAUUCAUCGUUACCGGAUACAGAGAUCGUAGCCAAAAUGAAAGAGCACCGCGAGUACUUGCUCGCACAAGUCGGACUUACACCGGAAGAUGUCGAUACACCUCCAGCGAAGAAGUGUAAAAUAAAUACGAAGAAAAUUACGACUGAGGAUAACACGGAUACACCACGGGAUGUUGACUCAACUCCAGAUGUCGCGAAGACGGCAGUAGGUGCUGAGAAGCCAGACAACGACGUCGCCACACCCGAAGUCGCCUCGCCACCUAAGAGAACCAAAUCGAAAGCUAAACCAAAGUCCAAAAAGUCCGAAGCCAUCGAGCUGGACCAAGCAGGACCAAGCUCAGCUCAUGAUAGCGCACUCAGCAGUGAUCACGACCACAUCUGCAUCAAGACUAAGCUCACCGACCAUUCAGAGCCACAGGAACGCACCAAACGGACCAAGAGCACAAGCACCAAGCGCAUACGUUUAGCACCUGGGUCCCAAAAACCAGCCGAAGCAGAACUCGAACCAUCGCAUCAGCCAGCACCACUCACCAAACUUGUCAAAGCUAAGAUCCUUCGGAUCCACGACUUCAUCCAGAACGGUCACAUGGCCAUCCCCGUGUUCCUUCCAGAGAAAGUCGUCGGCGAAUCCAAAGUCAUCGAGAUCCCCUCUCGCACCCUAGCCGGCGUCCUAAAACGUCUUUACAUCGACUACCAGCUCGGCGACCCUGAAACAGCGCACCUAGCGGAACUGGAGAUGUGCAUCACCGACCGCUUCACCGAUGAUGUCAAAGCUUGUCCGGAUCAGGGUUGGGUGCGUGUGGAUCUCAGCCUGCUGAACGAGGUUGAGGUGCUGGAGGAGAUUAGACGGAAGGUGAAGGGUUGUGGACUGGAUGAUGUGAAUUUGUUGGAAGUCGAGAUCGCUAUGAUGGAAUGGGAUCUUUUGGCUCAGCAUGGCUUGCUUGAGGAUGGGGAGGGGAGUCGUGUCUCUCCUCCCGACGAACUACAGUCGGGUCUUGAUGAGACAUUGGAGGAUCUGAGGAGUCGUGACGAGAUUGCUGUUGUUUCUGAGACUACUGUCGCUAUGGCUGUAGCUGUGUAA